Uloborus diversus is the source of this 1697-nucleotide messenger RNA. Its product is annotated as Kruppel-like factor 3. Gene Ontology annotation, molecular function: DNA-binding transcription factor activity, RNA polymerase II-specific; RNA polymerase II cis-regulatory region sequence-specific DNA binding. Gene Ontology annotation, biological process: regulation of transcription by RNA polymerase II. The record is from RefSeq and is a predicted model, not a curated record. Bases 150 to 1406 code for a protein of 418 amino acids. NCBI's taxonomy places the organism in Eukaryota, Metazoa, Arthropoda, Arachnida, Araneae, Uloboridae. The transcript is spliced from 2 exons.
ACACGCGCCCCGGACAAUCGCUUUUUCUCUGCCGCGACAAGUUCUCUCUCCGAGCCGCGAAUAACAGAAACCGGUCCCAGCAGAUUCGUUUGCUCUUCCCUCUCCAGAUCUUCGUUCCCAGUGCUCGCUGUGAAGUGGUGCCGUGGAUUAUGUCGGUGGCCGCGGGAAGUCUGGUAACCGAAAGCGUGCGGUGGCAGGCGCCGCAACAGCACCGUGCUUCGCCACAUGCGGUCGCUAGGAGCUCCGCGGGGGUCGGGAUGGCUUCUGAAAUGGCCGAUUUUCAUGAUAUGUGGCAAGACAUUGAAAGUGUCCUCUUGGGAGAAUCUUGCGUUCCUGAAUCAAGAAGUCAGAUGUAUUUCUGCUCCCCAGAAGCAGGCUCCCACAUUUUUACGAAACCAUUGCAAUCAGGAUCUACAGUUCCUACAUCUUCAAGUCCACAUGCGUACCACCACCCUCAUUCCCAUCACUUGCAACACAUGGCUCAACAGCAGCAUUAUUUGAACUCUUCUCCUUCUUCAGGCAGCAAAAUGCCUCCUACAAGUGGUGCAAAUGGAUAUUACUUCAGUCCUUACAGAUAUAACUUUAAAAAGGAACCUGUGGGAAGUUGCAUCAGCAGUCCUAAUCCGUCCAUUCCUUCCGGUUAUAAUAUGCACUCUGCUUGCUCUUCGGACUCUAAGCAUGAGAUGCUACCAAAUCCUGCAGGAGCUUAUAGCGGACAGUGUGUGCCUUACAAUAACUCUAUUCCACCUGUUCACUCUCAUAUGUCACCACCAGCAUCACCAGAAAAUUCUGGAAUUCAAAAUAAUUAUGGCCCUGCAACAACUCCCAUGGAAAACUAUCCACAAAUGAAUAAUGGGAUGUUGCACAGUUCAAGGACAUCAAUCGUCAACCCUAAUGGGUAUGUUUAUGGUAUAACAAAUGGUAUGUCUGGUCCUCCUCACUUGCGCAUGAUGACACCACCGUCUUCACCUCACUUGGCAGACUUACUUGCAGUGCAGAAUGGAACACCAAUGCCUUACUCUAUGAACAGACCGCCAGCAAACCACCCUCCAUCCCAACUCUUACCUACAGGGAUAGGAUCUUUGCCAACAACCACCAAACAUCGCCGAGGUCGUCGAAGCACGGGCAGGAAGAAAGUCACCAUCCACACUUGCUCUCACCCUGGAUGUUCCAAAACGUACACAAAGAGCUCCCAUCUAAAAGCCCAUCUUAGGACUCAUACAGGCGAGAAACCAUAUCAGUGCAGUUGGAAAGGCUGCGGCUGGAAGUUUGCAAGGUCCGAUGAACUUACUCGACAUUACAGGAAACAUACUGGUGACAGACCUUUUCAAUGCAGAUUGUGUGAAAGAGCUUUUUCAAGGUCAGAUCAUUUGUCAUUGCAUAUGAAACGACACGCUGCCGUUUAAUGUCGAAAUUAUGGCACAAAAAUAUUUCAUUGCUGAGUUCAUGGUGUGUUUAACUUUUGUGUGCGUUUCGAUGCAGGAAUGUAAAAUCACUGUCAUAGUUGACCAAGUGAGAGCAAGUAAGACAAAAACGUCUAUCUCCUACGCUGCAGAUCCAAAAUGCUAUUUUUCAUUCAUAACCAAUUAAACAAAAGUAUAAUGCUUAUUAUUUGAAUUGAAAAAAACAAACUAACUCUUCUUUUAAACGACCUUAAUAUUAUUUAGACCUUAACUUUAAUAUUACAAUGAAAUACA